Bolinopsis microptera is the source of this 1119-nucleotide messenger RNA. Its product is annotated as coiled-coil domain-containing protein 97-like. The transcript is spliced from 6 exons. Bases 102 to 1046 code for a protein of 314 amino acids. The record is from RefSeq and is a predicted model, not a curated record. Lineage: Eukaryota; Metazoa; Ctenophora; Tentaculata; Lobata; Bolinopsidae.
AGAUCUAAAGAUGGACGACAACGGAAGUGUGCCUUUGUAGCAUAUGACGUGAUAAUGUGAGUACUGCUGUUACAGCCGCACCCGCGAGACAACAUCUUAGUAUGGCGUCAGAAACAACAUCUGAUAAACAGGCCUCAGAUCUAGAAAUACCACAUACCACAGAAACCACUGCUCCGGAGAUUAAAGAAACCUCCUCCGCCUCUAAAGAAACAUCACAAUUACCAGUCUCCCCUGGUCUGAGAGACUUGUUCAACAGAAUAACAUCCAGCGAUUUGAUCAUAAUGUCAGUUCAGAAAGAUGCUCCUGAUCCUACAGAGGAUGAUAAGAUCAAGUAUCUGAUGAGUUUGUUACAGGAGAAACCUACUCAGUUCUUACACAGAUAUUUGUCCUGUAUCAAGCCAGAAGAUGUUGCCCUGUUCAAGGAACACAGGUCUGAUCCUAUAGUAACACACUACUUGCACCAACUCACAAAAGACGCUAAUCAACAUAAAGUGAUAAGAAACAGGAGAUACAAAAGAAUGCAAGAGCUGAUAUCUGAAGGAGCCUAUUUUAGUGACGAGGAAAUGAAAGAACGGGACCAGAAGUUGCACUAUCAGAUGAUAGGUCAAUUCGAGACAGAAGAAGAGCGAGAUACGAAGGUUAGAGCGAAGAUGUUGGAAGAAGAAGCAAAGUUUUCAUCUUUUCUCCUCCAUGCGUCAGACAGACAGGAUUACAUGAACAAUAACAUGGUGGAAGAAGAAGAGGAUGAUGAUGAUGAGGAGGAGGACAUGAUACAGUGUGGAAGUAAGGAGGAACUAGCCGAGCAGUUCAGGAACAUCAUGAUACAGAGGUUCCUAGGUGGGGAGGAUUCUGAUCAUAUCUCGUAUCUGGAUAUUGAUAACAACGAGAAAUACGACGAUCUUGUCAUGAGAUCAAGAGAUGCUGAAGAUGCGUAUUUUGACUGUGAAUCUGAAGAGGAUGCUAAAGAACAGAUGGAAGAUGACCGGGAGUUCAACCCUCCUCCCUUGCGGCCGAGAAAAGCCAGCUCUACAGACGAUAAGUCUUAAUUUUUAAUCGAUGCGUAAAUCUCAUUUUAGUGAUUGAGUAUCAUUUUUAUGAAUAAAUAUUUAUGCUUGAAUA